Messenger RNA from Cherax quadricarinatus, 1789 nucleotides. RefSeq names its product cuticle protein 19.8. NCBI's taxonomy places the organism in Eukaryota, Metazoa, Arthropoda, Malacostraca, Decapoda, Parastacidae. The record is from RefSeq and is a predicted model, not a curated record. Gene Ontology annotation, cellular component: extracellular matrix.
ACGAGUCGGGCAAGGCCAUAUCUUGGAUCCCCGACCAAUAUAAGGCUGAGUGUGAGGCUGCAGGAAGCAGUUCAUCUCAGACCUCAUCCCCAGCUCGCAACGAUGAAGACAGUGUCUCUGGUGCUGUGUGUGGCGGUGGUAUCGUGGGCAGCGCCCCAGGGUGACUACAACUACCAGGCCCCGUCACAACAGGGACCCCAGUAUUCCUCCUCCCCCGCCCAGUACAACUACCAGUGGGAGGUCAACGAUGAAUACUCAGCUAACUACUACGGCCACAGGGAACAGAGGGAAGGCGACAACACACAGGGCAGUUACUACGUGAGGCUGCCUGACACCCGUAUCAUGAGGGUUGACUAUUAUGCUGACAGCACCGGCUACCAUCCCUCCAUCUCCUUCGAGGGAGAGGCCCAGUUUCCCAGCGACUCUACUAGGGGUUACUCCCAGCCAGCCUCUGGCCCUAGGCAGGUAUUUUCCCAGCCCGCCGAAGCUCCUAGGCAGACGUAUUCUCAGCCUGCCGAAGUUCCAAGGCAGACGUACUCCCAACCAGCUCCAGGUCUGAGGCAGACGCACUCCCAGCCAGCCCCAGGUCUAAGGCAGACGUACUCCCAGCCAGCCCCAGCCCUGAGGCAGACCUACUCACAGCCAACCUCAGCUGCUCCUAGACAGGUGUUCUCCCAGCCCUCUGCAUCUCUUAGCCCUACGUACUCCCAGCCAGCCUCACCCCAUAGGGAAGUGUUUUCUCAGCCUCCAACACAAUUCUACUCACAGCCAGGAAAAUAGGAGUCACGGAUGACAUUCCAUAUUUGCAGCGGAAUAUCCCCAAUGAACCCCGCAUUAGAUUUUCAUAUAUUAGUACUUAUUAUAUACGUUGUGUCGUAAUGCGCCUCAAGACAUAUUUUGGAGUCUCUGCCUCGCGGUAGUGAGUGGAGCUUUAGUUCUGUAGGCUGUGAAGGGUCUUUGGCUCCUGAUGCUGGAGUUUUGCAGGUUCUAAAGGGCUUUUAGCCCCUGGUGUUGAAGACUUGCUGGUUCUAAUGGAUCUCUAGCCCUUGGUGUUGAAGACUUGUGGUUCUCAAGAAUCCUCAGCUCCUGGUUGUUGAAGACCAGCUGGUUCUAACGAAUCUCCAGUCCCUGGUGCUGAAGAUUUGCUGGUUCUAACGAAUCUCCAGUUCCUGGUGCUGAAGAUUUGCUGGUUCUAACGGAUCUCCAGCUCUUGGUGUUGAUUCUGAAGACCUUUCAGCCAGCCUCCAGUGUUGAAGACCUGCUGGUCUUAAAGAACAAACGACUCCUGUUGACUCAAAAUAAAUUAUGCUAAAAGAUCCCAAUCCAUGUUGCUGAAAUUCUGCUGGUCUAGAAGGAUCUCCUGUCCCUGGUGCUGGUUCUGAAAGAUCUCCAGCUCCUAGUAGUGAAGAACAGAUGAUCCUGAAGGACCCACAAUUACUGGUGCCGAUUCCGAAGGAUCCGCAGGUCCCGGUGCUGAAGAACUGACAGCCCUGAUGGAUGCACAACCCAAUGGUAUCUUUCUUAGAAGGCUCGUCAGCCUCUGAUGUGGAAUAACCUUUUAAUGAAGAAUCUCCAGCCUCUAGUGCUGAAGCAGCUAGAACUCCUGGUGCUAAUCUUUGUUGUUCUGCCACUCCUGUUGUGUGUUAUUCACGCUCCUCGUCAAGUACUGCCCAACUAGUACGGUUUUCACCUCUUGCUGACAAGUUCGUUACAGACAUAUAUUUGUACAAAGAUUAUAGAAAUAUAUAAUGAAUAAAAAAUUUUGAAUCUUAAAAGUUUUUUAAUAAUG